This is a messenger RNA of Trametes versicolor FP-101664 SS1, 1556 nucleotides long. RefSeq names its product acid protease. Gene Ontology annotation, molecular function: aspartic-type endopeptidase activity. The transcript has 6 exons. Lineage: Eukaryota; Fungi; Basidiomycota; Agaricomycetes; Polyporales; Polyporaceae. The record is from RefSeq and is a predicted model, not a curated record. The coding region runs from base 96 to 1472 and encodes 458 amino acids. Gene Ontology annotation, biological process: proteolysis.
CGCGGCCGCAGGAACGGCGAGGUUUAUAGUAUACCUUCCCUUUCCCUCGUUACGGCGGCUGGUCUCGCUUUCUCCACCCACAGUGCAUCAUCAUCAUGCUUUCAGUUUUCACGUCACUGGCGGGCGCUCUUUUGUCGUGUUUGUUUUAUUCUGUGGCUGUUCGAGGGGCCUCUUCUUUUUCUGUUGACGUUCGGGGACACGGAGUGAGGCUCGUCGAUGGUCCUAUUGCUGGUGGGAGCGUCGGGGUGACGACUUCCGAUGGUCUUUCAUACACGACAAACAUCACUCUUGGAGGGCUGAACCUGACCGUCAUCCUUGACACGGGCUCGUCCGACCUUGUCUUGGAUCUUCAAGGUCGCCAGCCGAUUUUGACGAACUCGACGGACAUCCAGAUCACGCAAGCAUUCGGGAAAGGCGAGGUUACUGGCGACAUCGACUUCGCAGAGCUCAAGCUCGGCGACUUCACCAUAGACUCGCAGGCCUUCCUCAAUGGGGUAGAGUCGGCAGAUCUCGGCGACACGGACGGCAUCUUAGGAAUGAGCUUCAAUACCGACUCGACCAUUCAGGGGCAACUCGCAGAGUCCCUGGGCGAACAGGCCGCCAACAAGCUGGGCAACACCCCGAUGCCCGCGCUCUUCGCGCAAGACACGGACCUACCCCACCUGUUCGACGUGCAGCUCGCGCGCACGAGCGAGCUCGAGUCCACUGCGCCCGGCGUGUUCAUCAUCGGCGGCCACGACACGAACUUUCAGAACGUGUCGAGCGCGCCGCAGCUGCCGAGCGUUGCACCGAACCAUUGGUCCCUUGUUAUGGACUCAAUGAAAGUCAAUGGCAAGGCGUUCACGUUCAACGCGUCGCGCAUCGCUGGGGUACCCUCGGGGAAGGUCGUCGCUGCGCUCGAUACUGGUUUCUCUCUCCCGCCGCUGCCUGCGCCUGCUGUGGACGCCAUUUACUCCAGCAUCCCUGGUGCCGCGUUCGACGCCGAAGGUCAGCAGUGGUUCGUGCCGUGUGAUGCGAGUACCACGCUGUCGUUUGUGUUCGGGGGUCAAGAGUUCUUCGUCCACCCACUCGACUUGUCAUAUCCCAUCGCGGGAACCAUCAAUGGCGCGAAGAGGACGGCCUGCUUGAACACGUACCAGUAUCUCACGCUUGAUCCCGACGACUUCACCGGCUUCGACCUCAUCCUGGGCGAUGCGUUCCUGCGCAACGUCUACGCGUCAUUCAACUACGGCGAGUCCAGCAGCUCCCAAGCAUUCGUUCAGAUGGUCACGACGACCCCGGACAUGACGACGGCGCUGCAGGAAUUCAAAACCGAGCGCGCGGCGACUCUCUCCCAGCUUCCCCCCACAGUCGAGCCUUCUGCCAUCGUCAACCGUUCUGUCACGAAUGGCUCCCGGAAGAGCAGCGUAUUUGGUGCUUCAGUUAUCACACUCGCUAUCCCGUUGUUCUCGUUACUCUGUUUGCUAUAUUAGGAUUACCAGCGCGCGGACGUUUGCUAGCGAGCACGGACUUUUCAUGUAUUUAUUCGCAUUCAUACGUAGAGACUUACAUCUUCA